ACUGCAAUGAUCAACUAUCUACAGUGGUUCUCCUGGCGAACUGAUAGUACCUGAAACAUUAAGUCAUCCGGGGACUUUUCACAUAGGCUACUGUUGAAUAAAUACCAAGUAUUCGGACACACUACCCGUUCUCGCGUACUGCUUUCGCGUACUGUAUAGCAUGGAAGUGUUAUUUCGGUCGGACUCAAAGUGUCCAGUUAUCCGGAACUAUCCACGUAUGUGUUUGACGUUGCGAAUAGCCUACCUUCUGUUUUUUUUGGGGACUUGAAGACUGAAGGGGGGCAUUCCUGAGGCCAAAUAUAGGCAAAACUCAUACAUUGCACAAUUUAGAAUUUAUUGUUUAGAACCCAUACCAGUCCGGACCAACCAUGGACAUGGAACAAAUAUAUGAAUAUAUAGGGUAGGAAUAUGAGAAUGACUGCAACAUUGUAAAAACAUCAUGAAUACAAUCUCACUUAAGGAACAUGUAACAUAUGCUAUUGGUGCAUGUGUGCUGCUGUGGAUCUUUGUAUGGCUGUACCAGGACAGUCUGAAGAUUGACAGGAUCUGUGAGAAGUACGUGUUUGUCACCGGCUGUGACUCCGGCUUCGGUCACCUAUUGUGCAGGAAGCUGGACAAACAUGGUUUUCGUGUCCUGGCUGGCUGUCUUACAGAAACGGGGGCCGAUGACCUGAAGCGGGUCACGGGCCCCUAUCUGAAGACUUGCAUACUGGAUGUGACCAGCACUGCAAGCAUUCAGAAAGCUUUGGAAUGGACACAGGAGGAGGUUGGAGAUAAAGGACUAUGGGGCAUAGUGAACAAUGCGGGCCGAUCUCUACCCAUGGGUCCCUCUGAGUGGAUGCGCAUAGAGGACUUCCAGAGCACUCUGAGGACAAACUUGAUUGGUGUGAUUGAGACAACCAUGAACUUCCUGCCCAUUGUCAAAAAGGCCCGCGGCCGAAUCGUCAACAUAGCGUCUGUGCUGGGCAGGGUUGGAGUGAACGGAGGCGGCUACUGCAUCUCCAAGUCUGGGGUGGAAUCCUUCUCUGACUGCCUUAGAAGGGAUAUUCAGUGUUUUGGGAUUAAAGUUUGUAUAAUUGAACCUGGAUUCUUCAAGACACAGAUGACAAGCCUGCAACCACUUGAAAAGGAGCUUCACCGCCUUUGGCAACAGCUGACUCCAGAAGUAAAGGAUAGUUAUGGAGAAAAAUAUCUGGAGAAGUAUAUCAAGAUACAGAGAGUUAUUAUGAAUGCUAUUUGUGACAGUGAUUUGAGCAGAGUGACCAACUGCAUGGAGCAUGCUUUGACAGCUGCUCAUCCAAGGACCCGGUACAGUCCUGGCUGGGAUGCCAAGCUGCUCUGGAUCCCGCUUUCCUACAUGCCAUCCUGUGUUGUUGACGUUGGGCUAAGGCUUGUGAUGCCCCGUCCAGCGAAGAGCAUAUAGAUUUAUAUUUCUGUUAAUUUUGACCCUAACUCUUUAUAGUGUAGCUGGGGUAAUUUAGGGGUGUUUGGAAGUACCCCACCCAAAGUGACUAUUAUGUUGUACUUUUAAGUCAUACCUUUGUGUUUAAGUGACACAAAGUAGCUGAAGUAACCUACUUCGUGGCUUGAUGGGUGCAAUUGCAAAAUGUUCGUCCUGAUGGUGCAUUCUUACAGCUUUGCAUUUUAAUAGACUUAAUCGGUUUAGCUGACAGUAAGCCAGAAAUGUUCGCUCAUAUGUGCCAUUUACAGCUACCUUUAUCCCUUGUUACCGAAAUAAAAUUUCUUGACAGCUGACUAUUAAUGUCAAAUAAAAGUGUUAUAAUGGGA
This is a messenger RNA of Electrophorus electricus (electric eel), 1788 nucleotides long. It is a transcript of the gene rdh5, whose product is annotated as retinol dehydrogenase 5 (11-cis/9-cis). Gene Ontology annotation, biological process: steroid metabolic process; retinoid metabolic process. The record is from RefSeq and is a predicted model, not a curated record. Gene Ontology annotation, cellular component: intracellular membrane-bounded organelle. NCBI's taxonomy places the organism in Eukaryota, Metazoa, Chordata, Actinopteri, Gymnotiformes, Gymnotidae. Gene Ontology annotation, molecular function: all-trans-retinol dehydrogenase (NAD+) activity.